AGAGUGAAUUCUGGGCAAGGGUUUUCAACGGAUGACAAAGAUUUCUUGUAUCAUCUUGGGUAUUUUGUGAUCUGCGUGCUGGGAACCUUUGUUCAUCCCUUUUUCUACUCGAUACUGCUCUUGGAUGUUGUUCAUCGAGAAGAAACUCUUUUAAACGUCAUCAAGUCCGUCACAAGAAACGGCAGGUCGAUCGUUCUCACCGCAGUCCUGGCCCUGAUCCUCGUUUACCUCUUCUCCAUUAUCGGAUACCUGUGGUUCAAGGACGACUUCUUGGUCACUGUGGAACCCGAGGACACGGAAUCUGCUGCAUUGGCUAUCGAUCCUGGGGGAUUCUGCUCUGCGGGUUCUCCCUGCUCAAACGAUACCGUUAACGUUUGGGUGAAACCCAAAGAAAAUGUUACGAUUGAGAGCACGACGCGAGCAGUGGCCACUUCGGAAGAUGUGAAGGAGCGAGCGUGUGAUUCUUUGAUCAUGUGCAUUGUGACCACUUUGAAUCAAGGGCUUAGGAAUGGAGGAGGCAUAGGGGAUGUUUUAAGAUCACCCAGCGCGAAAGAACGUUUGUUCUUCGCCCGAGUAUUCUACGACCUCCUGUUCUUCUUCGUCGUCAUCAUUAUCGUGCUGAACCUGAUUUUCGGUGUCAUCAUUGACACCUUUGCGGAUCUGAGGUCUGAGAAGCAGCAAAAAGAAGAGAUUUUGAAAAAUACUUGCUUCGUGUGUGGACUGGAACGUUCGGCCUUUGACAACCGCGUUACGAGUUUCGAAGAUCACAUUAGAAAAGAGCACAACAUGUGGCAUUACCUGUACUUUAUUGUCUUGGUUCGAGUGAAGGAUUCCACCGAGUUCACGGGACCAGAGAGUUACGUUCAUGCCAUGGUCAAAGAGAAAAAUUUGGAUUGGUUCCCACGUUUGCGAUCCAUGAGCUUGAUAACGUCUAAUGAAACCUUCGAAUCCCUGGGAACUGCAGUAGGAAGCGACUUGAGCGAGGGAUUCGGAAUGAUUUCUGGCUCUGGUUCAUCAGUCGGCGGUUUGUCGACCCAACUGAGCAGUGGGUCCAUUGUNCGCUCAAUAGCUGGUUUAUCAUUCCAGAAGAAACUCCUUACUUUUGUUUUUAGUGCAGUAUUUCUCCUGCAGCGGGAACGUUUGUUCUUCGCCCGAGUAUUCUACGACCUCCUGUUCUUCUUCGUCGUCAUCAUUAUCGUGCUGAACCUGAUUUUCGGUGUCAUCAUUGACACCUUUGCGGAUCUGAGGUCUGAGAAGCAGCAAAAAGAAGAGAUCUUGAAAAAUACUUGCUUCGUGUGUGGACUGGAACGUUCGGCCUUUGACAACCGCGUUACGAGUUUCGAAGAUCACAUUAGAAAAGAGCACAACAUGUGGCAUUACCUGUACUUUAUUGUCUUGGUUCGAGUGAAGGAUUCCACCGAGUUCACGGGACCAGAGAGUUACGUUCAUGCCAUGGUCAAAGAGAAAAAUUUGGAUUGGUUCCCACGUUUGCGAUCCAUGAGCUUGAUAACGUCUAAUGAAACCUUCGAAUCCCUGGGAACUGCAGUAGGAAGCGACUUGAGCGAGGGAUUCGGAAUGAUUUCUGGCUCUGGUUCAUCAGUCGGCGGUUUGUCGACCCAACUGAGCAGUGGGUCCAUUGUCGGGGCACAGGUCGGCACUGUGAACAGUUCCCACGUUACCGGCAUGGAUAUUGUGAAGAACCUGAGUGCGCAACUGGAAUCUACGCAGAAACUGGUGCUUGGAUUAUCCCGACAGCUUCAAGAAUUGAAGGACCAGGGCAGGCAGUUUAUGGCGUGGAAAAUCCUGGCGCAAUUCGUUUUACGCUUGAGCUCGCCAUCGGCGCCUUUCGCUAUCCGGCGCAUCGAAGAACUGAACAAAUCGGCUAACGGAAGUGUCGAAGCGAAGGUCUUAUGCUUCUUCCGGCGUCGAGAUAUACCUCCGCCAUUGCUGAUCCUCGCUGAUAAGCAUGAUACAGGUAUUGUUGCAAAACCUGUUGAUGAAAAUGGCGAAGAGGAAAAGGCAUCUGUAGUGAGUGAAGAUGAUGAUGGCUUGACGGUGGAACAGCGUCAUCAUGUCAAGCAUCGCGAACUUUUCUUGUCACGUCAAGUGGAAACGCUUCCAGCGAGUCAAAUCCGGGGGAAAUGCUACGUCACGUUACUGAAUGAAACUGAAUCUUAUGCUUCGUACCUGAACAAAGAGGACACAUUUUUCUACUCUCUGGUGUACGAUCCUCAGCAGAAGACAUUGUUAGCUGAUAGAGGAGAAAUUCGCGUUGGACUGAAAUAUCAGGCAGAUCCUGUCACUCUCAGUGUUAAACCUAACGGAGUUUCAGAAAAAAAUUCUGAAAAUUUAGAAGAAUUGUUGUGGGACCCGGAGAAUCAUCUGUGCAAAGAAGAAAUCGAGGAGUUUUUGGUUUUAGCGAAGUCUGUAGGGACAUUCGCUAGAGCUGUGGAUUCUAGCGGAACCGUAAAAACUGGGACCCUUCAAGCAGGUGCCGCAGCUGCCUGCAGAGACGCCACGUCAUUGUACGCAAUGAAGUUACUACACAAGUGUAAUUAUGACUGGGCGAAAAGUGUUCGAGCGCUCGUUCCUUCUGGAAGCCAAGGGACGGGUUUCGUCGCGUUUCCCAAGCCCGAGAAACGCAAAGACGGCUCUUUAAUUUAUGACGAAGUUCCGAGUCGAACGUCUCGUCCCUCCACACCCCAGAUGUCGAGCGGUUUAUUCGACGCCAGCUCGAGGGGAACCAAGAGAAAAGCAGGCGCUUACGAGCAACCCCUGAUGGGAGCGGACUAUUCUUCCAAAAGGCUGGCUCCGGUUCCCGCGGUGCCCGGAACUGGAUUGACUCUUCAAAAG
Notodromas monacha is the source of this 2853-nucleotide messenger RNA. The record is from the annotation of a GenBank genome assembly. NCBI's taxonomy places the organism in Eukaryota, Metazoa, Arthropoda, Ostracoda, Podocopida, Cyprididae.